Molecule: messenger RNA, 2183 nt
Organism: Daphnia pulicaria
Lineage: Eukaryota; Metazoa; Arthropoda; Branchiopoda; Diplostraca; Daphniidae
Gene: Arp5
Product: actin-related protein 5-like
Exons: 11
Coding region: 112-2112 (666 amino acids)
Biological process (GO): regulation of DNA-templated transcription
Cellular component (GO): Ino80 complex; cytoplasm
Source: RefSeq, a predicted model, not a curated record
CUUCAAAAAGAGUGUGUGACGAUACCAACGAAUCAGUGUUGAGUUGACUCUUAAUUUUGACAAUAAUUCAUAUGUUAUUUAAUCAGUGUAGAUAAUUAAAGUUUCUAUAAAAUGGAAGAAGAUAAAGUAUUUACUUUUCGAGACGUCAAACCAACUCCAGAUAUAUACCAUACAUAUGACAGUUCACUAAAGGGAAAUAAUGCACCGGCGAUUGUUUUAGAUCACGGGUCGUACCAAUGCCGUGUUGGGUGGGCUGUGGACCCAAAUCCAAGACUAACCUUUAGGAACUUGAUGGCUAAACUAAGAAAGGAGAAGGGGAAAUCGGAUAUAGAAAUUUUGGUUGGAAAUGACAUAGCAAAUUUCGAGGCUGUCCGUUUUCAACUAAAAUCUCCCUUUGACCGAGAUGUCAUUACUCAGAUAGAUACUGUGGAAACAGUUUUUGAUUAUGCAUUUUCACAUUUGGGGAUUGAUACUGAAGGCUCAAUCAAUCACCCUGUUGUUUUAACUGAAGCUGUAUGCAAUCCAUCACCAGCAAGGCAGUUUAUGAAUGAACUCUUAUUUGAGUGCUAUCAAGUACCAGCUGUCUCUGUGGGAAUAGAUGCUCUUUUCAGCCUACAACAUAACUUUUCUAAACCAUGUGUUGAACUUCCUACGUCUCUUGUUGUUCGUCUCGGGUAUCAGACAACGCAUAUCCUACCGGUGAUAGGCGGUAAAUGUGAUCCACAAGGAAUUCGUAGAAUAAAUUUGGGUGGACUACAAAUGAUUUCCUAUUUGCAUCGCUUGCUACAGUUAAAAUAUCCUUCUCACUUAUCUUCUGCAACAUUUAGUCGAGCAGAGGAGCUUAUACAUAACUAUGGAUACAUAGCAGAAGAUUAUCUCAAAGAACUGAGCAAAUGGGCUGACGGGGAUUUUUACGACGAAAAUGUCCGAAAAAUCCAAUUGCCGUUUAUCCCAGCUCCUACGGCUGCUGAAACCAGUUUGAAUUUAGAACAACAGCAACAGCGUAGAAAAGAGAAUGUGAAAAGACUGGUCGAAAUUAACGCCAAGAAACGCGAGGAGAGGUUGGCAUCAGACGAAGAGCGUUUGGAGACGCUUCAGAUUAUUCAACAUCAAUUGGCAGAAGUCGAUGAUGGAUUGGCUGUAAAACUAUUGAGGCAAGCUGAAAUUACAGACGAGCAUCAUUUAGAGCAAGAAAUUCAGAAUAUACAGGAUCGCGUUUCAAGAACGCGACAAAAAAUGGCUGCAGCUGCAGUAAAUCCUAAUGAGGAAGGAGAACCCAAGAAGCCCACUGAGACGGCAGAGUUCCAAGAAUGGUUAGAAGGAAUCCGCAAACAGAGAACAGAGAUCCUUUCCAGAAGAAGAGAAAGACAGCAGCGUCGUCAAGAACUCACGAAAAGAAAAUCUGCAGCUGCCCAAGAGAGGAUGCGCAUAUUAAGUAUGCUCGCAAAAAGUGGUAGCAGUGGACCGGGCAAGAAAAAAGAAGAUACGUUUGGUAUGAAAGAUGAAGAUUGGGAUAUAUAUAAAGCAGUCAGCAAAGAUGGGGGAGGAUCCGACAGCGAGGCUGAACAGGAGAAACUGAAUGACCUCGAAUCAGCCUUGAAGCGUUACGACCCGAAUUUCAAGAACUACAGUGGAACUUCUUCGAGCACUGGUGAAGGCAGUUCAGGUGGUUUUGUUCCCACGGCUGAAUAUUAUCAACUUCACAUAGGCACCGAACGUAUUCGAGCUCCUGAGCUUUUCUUUCAACCCAGCUUUAUCGGCUCCCACCAAGCUGGCAUUUCGGAAACGAUAGACUAUGUCGUAAAACUUUAUGAUCCUGCUACUCAACUGCAGCUGGUUAGCAACGUUUUUGUAACUGGUGGUUGUGCCAAUAUUCCUGGUCUAGUACCAAGACUACAAAAGGAUCUCCUAUCUAUGCGUCCUUUCGAAUCUCCUUUCAAUGUCAAUAUAGCGGCCGACCCAGCAGGAGAUUCUUGGAAGGGUGCUCGUGAAUUCGGUAAAGUAGCUCCUCCUUCCGCUUACCUUUCUCGAUCUGAAUAUCAAGAGUGCGGCCCGUACUACUUUACCGAACAUCACGCAUCAAAUAAGAGAUUCGCAUUGAUGAAACAGUAAAUCUAAACUUUUUAUAGAAGUUUCUAUUGUGUAGAUUUGCUGGAAGUACAAAUUGAAAUUUUCCACGUAAA